AGUACCUUCUGCGCCGAAUCCGGAGAAAAAAGAAAACCCUUUGCGGGCGAGAGGAAUACGAAACACACAUACUCACACACGUUCACCAUCAUGGGCUUGUUCUCAUUUUCACUCGUGUCUGCACCGACUGGGGUAUCCAAGGAUGCCGCAAAGGGUGCAUCGACCGCUUCUGCGAGUACGGAGGCAGAUUCUGAAAGCGCGCCUGUAAAAGACCGCUUGCCCGUAAAGUCUAAAUCCCUUCCUAUCGCGCAGCCGAUCCUGACGGAAGCGGAGCAGCUGGACCUCCUCGUCGGCGGUGCGCGCCUAGAUGACGCAGAGGCGAAAGACAAAGCCGCCUUCCUGCGCUCGAACAAGCGCCACACGUACCUCGACGGCUUCCUCAGCUGCGCGGUGUACACGUUCAGUGGGCUGCAGCACAUCCACGGCCAGAGUAACGCGCUCACGUUGCUGACCAUGUGGACGGUGGGGACGACGUUUCUGGUGGACGCAGGGGAGCGCACGUAUCUGCAGAAUGCGUUGCAGGGCACUCUUCCAGAUAUGCAGACACCAACCCGUGACGAGACGGCCGCGGAGCAGCAACAAAAUAAUGCCACUGCCACGUCGAUGAAAGGUGAUGAGAAUGUGCUGGAACGUGGCCGUAACGAGACAGCCGCUUCUGUUUCCACGGCGCUGUCGUCCACCAUGACUCCCGCCCCUGUGGAGGCAGGGAAGUUGGCGGAGCAGCAGCGCAAAAUCUUCCUGACGCAGACGGUGGCCUCGUGGGUGUGGAUGUUGGCGUCGUUUCAGCAGUUCAAAGUACACAAACGACUGAAGUGGUGCGGGUACAGCAGUUGGAUGGGACUGGGUUGCGUGAGUUACUUCACGACACGUCACAUGUAUAAUUUGCUGGUGGCGUAG
This is a messenger RNA of Leptomonas pyrrhocoris, 897 nucleotides long. RefSeq lists its product as hypothetical. The record is from RefSeq and is a predicted model, not a curated record. Lineage: Eukaryota; Euglenozoa; Kinetoplastea; Trypanosomatida; Trypanosomatidae. Bases 91 to 897 code for a protein of 268 amino acids. The transcript has a single exon.